AUGACCUGUUACUGGGGAGAGCUGACUAGUAGCUGCCACUUUAAGAGGACCUGGCAGAAACUCAAACAACUCAAUCAGUUUCCUGACUUCAACAACUACCUGAUUUUCGUCCUGACCAGACUCAAGUCAGAAGAUGAGCCAACGCGCUCUCUUAGCGGCCUCAUCCUCAAGAACAACGUGAAGGCGCACUAUCAGAGCUUCCCACCCCCUGUGGCAGACUUCAUCAAACAGGAGUGUCUCAACAACAUUGGCGACGCCUCCUCGCUCAUCCGAGCCACGAUUGGCAUUCUCAUCACCACCAUCGCUUCCAAGGGUGAGCUGCAGAUGUGGCCCGAGCUGCUGCCCCAGCUCUGCAACCUGCUCAACUCGGAGGAUUACAACACUUGUGAGGGAGCCUUUGGAGCCCUGCAGAAGAUCUGUGAAGACUCAUCAGAGCUUCUGGACAGUGACGCGCUCAACAGGCCCCUCAACAUCAUGAUCCCCAAGUUCCUGCAGUUCUUCAAGCACUGCAGUCCCAAGAUCCGGUCCCACGCCAUCGCCUGCGUGAACCAGUUCAUCAUGGACCGGGCUCAGGCGCUGAUGGACAAUAUUGACACCUUCAUUGAGCACCUAUUUGCCCUGGCCGUGGAUGAUGACCCCGAGGUGCGGAAGAAUGUGUGCCGCGCCCUGGUGAUGCUUCUGGAAGUGCGGAUCGACAGGCUCAUCCCCCACAUGCACAGCAUCAUCCAGUACAUGCUGCAGAGGACCCAGGACCAUGACGAGAACGUUGCCCUUGAGGCCUGUGAGUUCUGGCUGACGCUGGCCGAGCAGCCCAUCUGUAAGGAAGUCCUGGCCUCCCAUCUGGUCCAGUUGAUCCCCAUCUUGGUGAAUGGGAUGAAGUACUCGGAAAUUGACAUCAUCCUGCUCAAGGGGGAUGUGGAGGAGGACGAGGCUGUCCCUGACAGUGAGCAGGACAUCAAGCCACGCUUCCACAAGUCACGCACGGUGACACUGCCCCACGAGGCUGAGCGGCCUGAUGGCUCCGAGGACGCGGAGGAUGACGACGAUGAUGAUGCUCUCUCCGACUGGAAUUUGAGGAAGUGCUCAGCGGCCGCACUGGACGUCCUCGCCAAUGUCUUUCGGGAGGAACUGCUGCCCCACCUACUCCCGCUACUCAAAGGCCUCCUCUUCCACCCCGAGUGGGUGGUCAAGGAGUCGGGCAUCCUGGUGCUGGGAGCCAUUGCCGAGGGCUGCAUGCAGGGCAUGGUGCCCUACCUGCCCGAGCUGAUCCCGCACCUGAUCCAGUGCCUGUCGGAUAAGAAGGCCUUGGUCCGCUCCAUCGCCUGCUGGACGCUGAGCCGCUAUGCCCACUGGGUGGUCAGCCAGCCGCCCGACAUGCACCUCAAGCCCCUGAUGACAGAGCUGCUCAAACGCAUCCUGGAUGGCAACAAGAGGGUGCAGGAGGCGGCCUGCAGUGCUUUCGCCACCCUGGAGGAAGAGGCCUGCACGGAGCUGGUGCCCUACCUCAGCUACAUCCUGGACACACUCGUCUUUGCCUUUGGGAAAUACCAGCACAAGAACCUGCUCAUCCUCUACGACGCCAUUGGCACCCUGGCCGACUCUGUAGGCCACCACCUCAACCAGCCGGAAUACAUCCAGAAGUUGAUGCCCCCACUGAUCCAGAAGUGGAAUGAGCUCAAGGACGAAGACAAGGACCUCUUCCCCCUGCUGGAGUGUCUGUCAUCAGUGGCCACCGCCCUGCAGAGUGGCUUCCUGCCUUACUGUGAGCCCGUUUACCAGCGCUGCGUCACCCUGGUGCAGAAGACGCUGGCUCAGGCCAUGAUGUACACCCAGCACCCCGAGCAGUAUGAGGCUCCCGACAAGGACUUCAUGAUCGUAGCACUGGAUCUGCUCAGCGGCCUGGCUGAGGGCCUGGGUGGUCAUGUGGAGCAGCUGGUGGCCCGCAGCAACAUCAUGACACUGCUGUUCCAGUGCAUGCAGGACUCGAUGCCUGAGGUCCGGCAGAGCUCCUUUGCCCUCCUGGGAGACCUCACCAAAGCCUGCUUCAUCCAUGUCAAGCCUUGUAUUGCCGAGUUCAUGCCCAUUCUGGGCACCAACCUGAACCCAGAGUUCAUCUCGGUCUGCAACAACGCCACCUGGGCCAUUGGUGAAAUCUGCAUGCAGAUGGGGGCAGAGAUGCAGCCUUAUGUGCAGAUGGUCCUCAACAACCUGGUGGAGAUCAUUAACCGACCCAACACACCCAAGACACUGCUGGAAAACACAGGUCGUCUGACGAGUCCCUCUGCCAUUCCAGCCAUCACCAUCGGCCGCUUGGGCUAUGUGUGCCCCCAGGAGGUGGCACCCAUGCUGCAGCAGUUCAUCCGGCCUUGGUGCACGUCCCUCAGGAACAUCAGGGACAACGAGGAGAAGGACUCAGCCUUCCGCGGCAUCUGCAUGAUGAUCGGUGUCAACCCGGGGGGCGUUGUGCAGGACUUUAUUUUCUUCUGCGACGCUGUAGCCUCCUGGGUGAGCCCGAAGGAUGACCUUCGGGACAUGUUUUAUAAGAUUCUCCACGGCUUCAAAGACCAAGUUGGGGAAGAUAACUGGCAGCAGUUCUCUGAGCAAUUCCCGCCGCUGCUCAAGGAGAGGCUGGCGGCUUUCUACGGGGUCUAGGUGAUCAUGGAGACUGCCAGGUUUCUGUCUGCGUUGUCGUCGGAGGGAUUACUGGGGAGUGCGCUGCAUCCAGAAGUCGCUGUGCCCUGGUUGAGGGGGGUUAGGGAGGAGUGAGUGGGACUCAAAUCCAGAUGCCUUCCCCGUCCGUCCGUCCGUCCGUCCGUCCACUUGCCCUCCUGGCAGGUGGGUGGGGCCACCAUGCUCAUCCUACAAACGGGGAGGUGGGGGGGACUUCUGGUGGGCAAGGGCCCCUGGGCUCUAAUAGGGUCAUCUCUGGCAGCCCACUUGGGCCAGCUACAUGGGAGGGAGGAAUCUACACAGCUGACCGAAUCCAGCUUCGGAUGAGGUGAGGGAGGAGCAGGUCAGGAAGGGGACCCUUGUAGGGACGCGUACACUCACACGGACACACGUGGCCACACGCAUGUGCGAGUGCCAUAACCGGCGAGGCUGGGCCAGCCGCUCCACCAUUUCCCCGACUGCAUGGAGACAGUAGAAUUAGUGAACCCCUGAGUUAACCCGUAAGGCCUUCCGUGUAACCUGCAUCUAGAGUUUAAGAAGCUUCUGCUGUUUUGCCGGAAUUGGCGGUGACUGGGGAGGGCUGGGUGGGUGGGGGGCCUCAGGCGGGAUCUCGGGGCGGGGGGAGGAGGAUGGUGACCUUGGGGGUCGCCCUGUCAGCACGCACAUGCUUGGGACCUGCUCCACACACUCCCUGCCAGCUUUGUUGCAGCCUCAGCUGGUGUGUCUCCGUCCUUGUCCUAGCCUAACUCGCAGGGUGAGAACCACUGGAGUGGCUGGGGCUGGCCAGAGGUCACCCUUUCUCCUUCCUGUGUGCUCCAGUGGCUUUUGAAGACACUGGGCUGGGACCUUUUUCCUGAAGAGAGCUGGGUGUAGCCAGAGCUUCUGGCACCUACCCCUAGUAUCUCCCUCUGUAAACAGCUUCAGGGGCAGUCCGUUUCUCUGUGCUUCUGAAAGCCCCCUUCUUACGUUUCAGGCCCGAGUUUUAACUCAAGGGCCAGGGCAGGGGCAUUUGAUUGAUGAUGACAGAGGACACAGGUUUAUGCUUUGCCAGCAAGAAGGAAAACCGAGGCUUGGCGGAAGGGAAAGGUGGUGUGUCCCCUGUUCCCUACUCCAUCUCCCUGGGACUUCCUGCUCAUCAUAGUACCCAGUGAGCCCAGAGAUCCUACUAGACUGGGUCAGCAAUUCUAGAGAACCUUCCGGAAUAGUCUGGGGACACGGUCAAGGUGGCAGGGGCUCCCCUAGAGAGGGUGGGGGUGUAGUUAUUUCCCAGUUGGUCAGAAAACUGGGCCCUGCAGACCCCCUUAGCAUUUUUUCCCUUUUUUUUCCUUCCUUGCUUUUUACUUCUUUGGGGAGCCCCUUGUGUUUUGGAGUUUGACUGGAGUCUCGCAUCCUGGGGCCUGCUCCAUCCAUUCCUCCUGGGCCCCAGACCCUCCAUCCUAGCCCUGUGUCUUUCCAGAGGCAAGGUCAGGCCCCGCCUCUAUUCCAAGGGGCACUCAGUACACAUUCCAUAAAUUAGCUGGGUGUCCCUGCCCGCCCACCCCAUGAAACUCGAGCAGGUCUCUGGAAGCCAUUUGUUUAAAAAAAAAAAAAAAAAAAAAAAAAAAAGUUUUAAAAAUACCUUUAAUUUUCUGGUAAUUCCAGUUCUUUGGAGCAUCCUCUGCUGGGUCUUGGGGUGUGUGGAUGGAUUGGCUGUCUGAUGGGAUUGGUAACCCCUCACUACUCAAGAUGCGGGGAUACAAACACCUUCAGGGAAGGGGAGCCUGGUUCUUCUCGUUUUCCUUUUUUUUUUUUUUUAAAAAAAAAAACUAUUUAAUUUUUUAAUUUAUUUUUGGUUAUUUUUUGCACAAUGAAGUUUCAGCUUCUCAACCUUCUCCCCUAACCAGGGCUGUGGACCCAGACUGGCCUUGAGCCACAGUCCCUCUUUCCCUCAUCACCCUCUUCCCCCUGCGGGCUCCCGGGUCUGUCCAUUUGUUACUGUGCUGUGCUGGGGAUUGGCGCCGAGGUGGCGUGAGAUUCCACUUGUGUAGAACUUUGUUGAGUAAAGAUCAGUUUCUUGUGAA
This is a messenger RNA of Mandrillus leucophaeus (drill), 4730 nucleotides long. RefSeq names its product transportin 2 (gene TNPO2). Lineage: Eukaryota; Metazoa; Chordata; Mammalia; Primates; Cercopithecidae. The record is from RefSeq and is a predicted model, not a curated record. Gene Ontology annotation, cellular component: cytoplasm; nucleus. Gene Ontology annotation, biological process: protein import into nucleus. Gene Ontology annotation, molecular function: nuclear import signal receptor activity; small GTPase binding. Bases 1 to 2652 code for a protein of 883 amino acids. The transcript has 24 exons.